Messenger RNA from Pogonomyrmex barbatus (red harvester ant), 1437 nucleotides. RefSeq lists its product as uncharacterized. NCBI's taxonomy places the organism in Eukaryota, Metazoa, Arthropoda, Insecta, Hymenoptera, Formicidae. The record is from RefSeq and is a predicted model, not a curated record. Gene Ontology annotation, cellular component: neuronal cell body; axon; membrane. Gene Ontology annotation, biological process: male courtship behavior; sensory perception of taste; chemosensory behavior.
UAGAGACAAAGUCGAAGGCUCUGCACUCGGAAAAGAGACUCUCAUCUUCAGAGCAGCCACCUUCGCACCAAUGCCACAGAUACUGUGAUCGAUGCGACUGAUAAUGUGACUGAUAAUUCCUCAAACUGUAGUCUAUGAUCUAGGUCAUUGUUCUCCUAUGACAACCCGCUGAUCAUGUUCACUCCGUCAUUGAAACAAGGACGAGCCAAGGGUAAAGUGCGGAAAAAAUGGCGGCCGUUCCGCGCGACGGACUUUCAAUCCUUGAUGUUACCCUGCUUCCUUUUUUGCCGUCUUCUCGGAUUAUUCCCGUACAAGACGGACACUUCGGUUUUCGAGAUUUCCAAACCACGCUACGUCGUGGCGACCAUCGUUAUCUGCUUCUUCACCAUUUCUGGACUGAUAAUACUCUACCAGAUCGACAUUUCCAGCUAUAUCAAGUUCGAAGGCGUACCCGGAGCCCUUCAGUGCAAUUGUUACUACAUACUCGGUGGUUUUAUAGCGAUUAUUACGUUCAUCUUGACCAGACCGCGGAUGCAUUUACUCCAGACAUUGAUGGAAAUCUCCUCGAAGCUGCCCCCAGAAACGUUUCAGAAGUUGUCCAAGCUGAUCCACGCCAAGGACAUCUUUGGCUUUUUCUUCUUACUCGGGCAAGCGUCCAAUUGUUUCUCCCCGUCGCUCAACGACGCCGCUCUCAAGAUCCUAGCGACGUACAUCACUCUGCUGGUGUUUCAGAUGGAUAUGCUGUACAUGAAUUGUGUUUGUGUAUUAAAAGCAUGCUUCAAGCAGAUCAACGACAAUCUGGUGAACCUGCGAGAGCUCGUGGUGAGCGACGAGCCGCAUCUCCUCAGGCGAGUCUACCACGAGCAGAGAAAUCCGUUUCUAUUAAUGGAGCUCAAAGCCCUGAAGAAGCGACAUCUGAUAGUCAGCGACGCCCUGCAGUUGCUGAACGCGAUUUUCAGCCUGCAAUUGCUCGCCACCAUAGUCAUGACUUUCGCCGAGAUCACUUUCAGCCUGUACUUUUACAUAGUGCAAUGGCAGGGGGGCAUCUCCAUUAUCAAUUUGGAGAAGCAGAUCUGGUAUAUGUACUUCAUCACGUCCAUCGCGUAUUACUCUAUAAAAAUAACGAUUAUAGUGUGGGCCUGCGAGACCGGCAAGGAUCAGGCCCUGGAGAUCGGCACUACCAUUCACGAUGUGCUUAUCAGCACCAGCGAUAAGCAAAUCAAAGAUGAGUUGCAGUUGUUCUCCUUACAAAUACUGCAUCGUGAAAAUACGUUCUCUGCGAAGGGUCUGUGUGUAGACGCGACGCUUCUUACUGCGAUAGUAGGUAGCAUCACCACGUACUUAUUGAUCUUGAUACAAUUCCUAGUCACGAAGAAUUCUUGCGGCAAUAAGUCUUCAGCCAAUGCUACGUAUGCAGUUUAAUUAUAUAUGUGAAGA